AUGCAAGCUCAUUUCUCACAAGCAACAAUUAUUUUUGUCGCAAUGUUCGCGUUAGCGAUAUUCGUUUUCUUACCAAGCUCCACAGUUGCUUGUGGAGGAGGAUGUUGUGGUUGUUGUGCAACAUGUGGAAUCGGUGGCUUUGGUGGAGGUUUCGGUGGUCCAGGUUUUGGUGGUCCAGGCUUUGGUGGUCCAGGUUUCGGCGGUGGUUACGGUGGCGGUUUCGCUGUUGGAGGUUUUGGCGGUGGUUUUGGAGGAUGUGGAGGAGGUUUUGGUUGCGGUGGUGGAUGCUACGGCUGCGGAAAGAAAUAG
Molecule: messenger RNA, 309 nt
Organism: Meloidogyne enterolobii
Lineage: Eukaryota; Metazoa; Nematoda; Chromadorea; Rhabditida; Meloidogynidae
Source: the annotation of a GenBank genome assembly